UAUUAAAAAAAUUGAAUAUCCGAAUGUAAAUAGAUGGACAUAUAAACCGUACAUAAUAUUCAAUUUUAUAUCAUACUGAAUUUAUUACAUAAUUUAUAAAUGUAAUAAAAAUAUUGUUGGAGUUGAGGUAAUGAGUACUGACAUUUAAUAGAACAUCAUAGUUCAAACAAUAUUUUUGGUACCUUGAGUUUGACACAUUUAUAUGUUCCAAGAAAACUAAAAUACAUUUACGUUUUGUAUAAUCAAAAUAAGUAUCGUUGAUUUCUGAAACCUAUACUGACUGGACACUUCUUUUACUCAUUAAAAGCUAUAUUUCUUAAACUUUUUAUUAUCGUUACAAUUGAACAUUCUGUUUUGUUUAUAAAAAAGACGACCAAUGAGAAGCCUGUGACACGAGUAUACAGUUAUUAGAUUUUGUAUUUUAUUUGACCUCUCUGGUAUUCUGUUCCUAAGCAUGUAAGAACUUCACAUUAUGACCCAAGAUAUUUGAAGAAGAAAAGCUGUACACAAGAGAAUCAUACCAGUUUGCUUAAUAUAAGUACAUAGAUAAAAAUUAAUCGCAAUAAUAGUUUCGAAGAGAUUGAAAUGGAUCAGGUGAACAGAUGUUUUGAAGAACUAAAGAUAGAGUGUCAUGAAGCAAAGGGUGAACAUCUUGUUGGAAAAAUUAUUAGUAUUAUUGGAAUGCUCAAUACAGUGAUUGUAAAACCACAUUCACCAAACAUUCUUUUAGAUUUUGGGACACCUUUGUUCAUAGUCAAUACAGAUUUUAAUAAUGUAAAAGUAAAAUAUAAAUUGCUAGGUCAUAUAGAUGAUAUUUUUGGACCUAUUGGAGAACCUAUGUAUUCUGUAACUCUGAGAUACAAUCUGAAAAGUGUAUUGAAUCUCAAUACGUAUUAUUUUCCUGAUAAUCCGAAUACAGGACAUAUAUGUGUAGAACACAUAAUAAAUAACGUUUCUAAGAAUCAAAAGUACAUUACAAGAAAAAUCUAAGUUCUAUCGUAAAUGUAUACAUAAUGGAAAUAAAGAGAUUUAGAAAUGAC
Ceratina calcarata is the source of this 1040-nucleotide messenger RNA. RefSeq lists its product as uncharacterized. The transcript is spliced from 2 exons. Bases 586 to 990 code for a protein of 134 amino acids. The record is from RefSeq and is a predicted model, not a curated record. Lineage: Eukaryota; Metazoa; Arthropoda; Insecta; Hymenoptera; Apidae.